Procambarus clarkii (red swamp crayfish) is the source of this 2925-nucleotide messenger RNA. The record is from RefSeq and is a predicted model, not a curated record. Lineage: Eukaryota; Metazoa; Arthropoda; Malacostraca; Decapoda; Cambaridae.
CCUAGCUUGCUUUCCCACCUCUCCCACUGCUUUUUCCCCCCUCUCCCAUGUGCUGUCUCUCUCUCUCAAUCUUCCUCCUUUCUCCCAGGUGAUUCUCUGAGCUACAACAUCAACGUGACUUUCUCGGUGACGGGUCAGUGGUGGAGCCCGGAGAAUGGCAGUAGUCCUUUGGCGUCUCACGUGGGCAGGAACCUAAUAGUGUGGCCAACGCUCCUGCAUGUUCCCGCCGUCAUCGCCGCUGUCGUCCGCGUCAGGACCUCUCAGUACGACGCCGCCACAUCAUGUAGUCCAUUGGGAGUAAUGGAGCCAGCAUGGACUGUGUUAGUCCCCUCUCUCAUGCCUUCCGGGUCUAUUACACCUGCUACCAGGACGGCUAAUGUGUCAGUCGACGUGAGUCGGGGACCAGGACCGAGAGUGUCGUUCCAAUGUCGGUAUUUCCACAGAGCGGCCGUCAAUAGAAUCACAUACAGGCCCUUCAAUGGUGACAUUAUGUGCCUGGAGGCGGCCCCAGGACGCUUCAGGUGGAACGUGACGAGUCUGGUGCUGCCGUGUUAUCCAUCCUGCCUAGCGAACUACGUGCUGGCUCAAGACGAGGCUUCCUGCUACAGUUUCCUGGACAUGACGACGCCUGUCAACAUCGUCUCUGCUUCCCUCACGUGCAUCCGAAGGGGAGGUACCCUGGCAGUGUUCCGGAACGCCUCUGAUGUCGUCACCUUGGCUCCUGAUGGUGUCUUCUUUUACACCUUCUACGUCGCGGGGUCCACAUGGCCCAACAGCUUAGACACGUUAAUGGCCACCUGUGACCCCACACCUGGCAGCCUAUGUCAGGCGCAGCCGGGAGCUAGUUGUGGUGUUGUUGCACGAACCCCUGUGGCUACCGGGGGAUACCAAAUGGUUUAUAAGUACCAGAGCUGCGUGGAUACCAGUACCCAGGUGGCCUGCAUGUAUCCUGGUUCGUGUCCCUCGGGGUUCUCUUACAUCUAUAACAGAUGCUUCAGGGGCGUCCCUAUAACAGGGGGUGUAGUGGAGGCACUGAGUGCCUGUGCCAAUAUGUCGGCACUGCUCGCCUACCCAGAGGACUCUGGCACCCUUCAGCUAUUAGGAACUCUAGUUAGGAAGAUGGUGAUCAACAUCACAGAUCACGUCGACGUGCUCCUCGGUCUGAGCAUGAUGACCGGAGACGUGACUCUAGGCGGGAUAUACUCGCCUCAUGGCAACUGGCUGAACGUGACCGAGGCACCCGGGCCUCUCUACGUCGCCAGAGUGCCAGAGUCAGAAGACCAGCCAGUGGCACUGGCAUCCGUCUCCCUCUCCGUGACGAACCUCACUCUCGCCCUCUGCCAGUUUCCGGGUGUGGAUGUGUUCGUUUGUGAUUUAAUUCUUAACUCGUACCUACGGAUGUAUGUGUGUGCCAACAGAAUGCUUGAUCCAACAGAUUGCUUGACCCCGCCACCAGCUGAAGGUGCCAAUAUGUUCAGAGUCUGGAAUAACGAUACUGGGCAGGGUACCAUUAUCAUCUAUACGUGCUACCCCGGCUACUUCGUCGGGAACGACACAGAAGUGACGACGCAGAUGGUGGCGUGUCUGGGGCAGCUUGGAGGUUGGCAACCCUCCAUGCUACAGCAGUGCCUGGCUCUUGACGUAUGCAACGACACCUUCUUGCCGGAGUGGGAUGAGGUGAACACCACCUUCAGUGCUGACCACAGGCGCCUAAACGGCUCCGUCACCUACACCUGCCCGCCCUCCAUGGCUACCGUGACCAACCAGACUGUCCAGAAUGCCACCUGCAUCAGUCAGCAUCCAGUCACACCUGCCUUCCAGGCAUCUGGUCAACACGCAGCCAUACCUGCCUUCACCUACGCGCCUGUCCCUAUGGCUUGCGACAUGUGCUCGUGGGAGCCCCAGGUGGAGAACGCUACCACCACCUGGAACCCGACUGACUCCUGGCUGAUCAACGCGACUCUUAGUGCCAGCUGCCUCUCCAACCACACCUUCAAUCUCACCACCACCUCCCUGGAUCUUGAGUGUACCCCCCUCGGCUGGCAGACCCUUCCUCCCUGCUACCCUGCGUGUCUGACGGAGCCACCUGCGGUAUCACCCGGGGUGCUGCAGAGAGAGACCUUCGCCGACAACGCCGUAGGGAGCUCUGUCACCUACACCUGCGCCCCUCCGCAGUAUUUCCCCUUAACCCAGGUGUCUGAAGCACCUGUCAGAGAGAGAAAUGUCACCUGUUCCAGCGAGUUCACCUGGGUUCCCGACGCCUCAAUGGUCACCUGUGUUACUCUGUGUUUAGAUGACGACCCUCCACCAGCCCCUGAAGGAGCCACCAGCGACUGGGAUAACUUCUCCCGCUCUUCAGGAACCGAGGUAAAUCUGACGUGUUCAAACGGGAUGAAAUUUAGCGACCUGAACACGAGCAUUGUGGUGACGUGUGAAGAUGACGGGAACUGGACCCUGGUGGACCCGAGUCUCCUCGUUUGUCGGGAAGAAGUGACAGUACCGCUGCCACCGCUCCCCGCUGGAAUGACCCUGAUGCCGUCUAGCGGACCCUACUGGACCUCGACGGUGCUUAACUUCAGCUGUGGGGCUGGAACCAUGGCCCCGGAUGGCAGGACCUACACUACAGUUACCUACGAUGGGGUCGCCUGGUCUGCCCUCGAUCCUACGUUCCUGUGUGUGUCUGUGUGCCCGUAUGCUGCUCCUGCCGCUACGGGCUUCCUCGAGACCAACUACUCCGGGGUGGCGGUGAUUGGCUCGGCUGUCGGCUACUGGUGUAUCGGCGGCGUCUUCGUCGAUCUCAAUACCUCCUUCGUCAGUGUGUGUCACGACUCUGGCUGGACUGUCGAUGUCUUCCCCGACUGUCUGGACCAUAAUAUUAACUAUUUUUACCUCUCCUCCAUUAACUCUUCAUAUAUUUCAAAAUAA